Molecule: messenger RNA, 2052 nt
Organism: Myotis davidii
Lineage: Eukaryota; Metazoa; Chordata; Mammalia; Chiroptera; Vespertilionidae
Gene: ADH7
Product: alcohol dehydrogenase 7 (class IV), mu or sigma polypeptide
Exons: 10
Coding region: 224-1348 (374 amino acids)
Biological process (GO): retinoic acid metabolic process; retinol metabolic process
Cellular component (GO): cytosol
Molecular function (GO): zinc ion binding; all-trans-retinol dehydrogenase (NAD+) activity
Source: RefSeq, a predicted model, not a curated record
CACACACACACACACACACGGCCUCACUGAGGCUCCACAAGCCUCGGAGAAGGGUGGGGCGGCAUGGAUCUUUGGAAAGUUUUCGUGAGUCAUAUUGCUGAAGGCGGAUUUGAGCUGGACUAUUUAUCCGAGGGCACAAGAUGCUGUUAUUUACAACAGAGUGAGCCAAACACCAGUGAGAAACAGUCUGUUGACUGAAAUACAGAACCAGGGGGAAGGCAGGAUGAGCACUGCUGGAAAAGUUAUUAAAUGCAAAGCAGCCGUGUUAUGGGAGCCAAAUAAACCUUUUUCCAUUGAGGAAAUAGAAGUUGCCCCACCAAAGGCUAAAGAAGUUCGUAUCAAGAUUUUAGCCACAGGAAUCUGUCGCACAGAUGACCAUGUGAUUAAAGGACUAAUGGUGUCCAGGUUUCCAGUGAUUGUGGGACAUGAAGCAACUGGCCUUGUGGAGAGCAUUGGAGAAGGAGUCACUACAGUGAAACCAGGUGACAAAGUCAUCCCCCUCUUUAUGCCUCAAUGUAGAGAAUGCAAUGCUUGCCGCAACCCAGAUGGAAACCUUUGCAUUAAGAGCGACAUUACAGGUCGUGGAGUACUAGAUGAUGGCACUACCAGAUUUUCAUGCAAGGGCAAACCGGUCUACCACUUCAUGAACACCAGUACGUUUACUGAGUACACAGUGGUGGAUGAAUUCUCUGUUGCUAAGAUUGAUGACGCAGCUCCUCCUGAGAAAGUCUGUUUAAUUGGAUGUGGGUUUUCCACGGGAUAUGGGGCUGCGAUAAAAACUGGCAAGGUCACCGCUGGUUCCACCUGUGCUGUCUUUGGCCUGGGAGGAGUUGGCCUUUCAGUCAUCAUGGGCUGUAAGUCGGCUGGUGCAUCCAGGAUCAUUGGAAUUGACCUCAACAAAGACAAAUUUGAGAAGGCAAAGGCUGUAGGAGCCACUGACUGCAUCAGCCCCAAGGACUCUACUAAGCCUAUCAGUGAGGUGCUGUCAGAAAUGACAGGCAACACUGUAGGUUACAGUUUUGAAGUUAUUGGGCGUCUUGACACGAUGAUUGAUGCCCUCGCAUCCUGCCACAUGAACUAUGGGACCAGCGUGGUGGUAGGUGCUCCUCCAUCAGCCAAGAUGCUCACCUACAACCCUAUGCUGCUCUUCACUGGACGCACGUGGAAGGGAUGCAUUUUUGGAGGUUGGAAAAGUAGAGAUGAUGUUCCAAAAAUAGUGAAUGAUUUCCUGGCAAAGAAAUUUGACCUGGACCAGUUGAUAACCCAUGUUUUACCUUUUAAAAAAAUCCAAGAAGGAUUCGAACUCCUCUAUUCAGGGAAAAGCAUCCGAACUAUUCUGACGUUCUAAGUGGCGGGAGCCUGUGCUGUGUGAUGGAGACCUGGCUUCCCUUCUACUCUCCCCUCUGUGAGUCGUGGACACGCAGCUGAGGACUUGGUGAAGACACACAAUCCCCAUGAAAUACAUAUUUAAAGUCUGAUUGGCACCUGGGAAUUAGUAGGGGGCUUGGGUCAACAAUAUUAACAUUUAAUCUUUACAUUUUCCAAGGCUGUAAUGAUAUAUUUUGAAAAAGCAUGCUUGCAUUUUUAAAUUGGAAUACAAAGUUUUAAGAAAGGGUUUUAACCAACUGCCACCACUUAGAGCAGAUUUAGCAUGGAAAGAUGACAUAUGUAUUUCCUAAAGUAAUACUCAUUUUGUGGAUUUUUUUUAACAUAUUACAAACAUUCCUUUUUUGAUUUCAAUGUAAAUUUUAAAAAUUGUUAUGAAUUAACUUGAAUUUGGUUUUAAAGUCAAUUCUUUGCUUAGCACAGUUGAUUAGAUUAGGAAAGAACUAGGGAAGUUCUUUAAUGAUUAACUUUAUGAAUCAUCAUUAUAUAACUAGGUGAAUCUGAGAAAUCAUACUACCAGUACACAUGAAACUAUUUGCCAGCCUAUAUAAAUAUUUCAGAAUUCAUACCUUUCAUAAUGCUACUUAAAUAUCAAAAUGCUGAUAGAAUCAAAUUGUAAUAUAUAUUUUAAUGUUUGGUUCAAUAAAGUGGAAUUAUAAAUCCUUU